AUGAGGCCACGCUCGCCAACGUCGUGGCGCGCGCUCGAGUUCGCCCGGGACCGGGACCCCGCCGCCGCCGUGUCAGUGUCGCCGGCCGCCAGGGACCUCGUCGCCGCGCUGCUCGUCAAGGACCCCCGCGUCGCCUCGGCCAUCAAGCGGUACCCUUUCUUUGGCGGCGUCAACUGGGCGCUGCUCCGGUGCACUAAGCCCCGAUACGUGCCGCCGUCGUUCAGCGUGCGUAACGGUAAGGCUGGCGGCGGCGGCAGCGUUAGUGGGACCGGCGAUGCCGAUGCCAACGACGAUGAAGACGAGGAGGACUUGUCGGACGGCAGUCGUCCCUUUACAGGUGAACUGUUUCCUGUUUCUCCUAUGCCAACAAUUAUCCGUGAGCUGACUAAGACACGGCCGUGCACUUCUAGUGGCAGCAGCAGCAGCAAUGGUGAUGGUGGCUUGGGUAUCAAAGAGAUUGCUGCCAUAGCUUCAGCAUCAGCCAUUGUCGUGGUUCUGUUAGUUGCACUGACCCUGUGCAUCUGCACAAGGAAAUAUCCUCUGAGACCAUCAAAGCGCUCUUUAGGUAGAAGGAAAGUCAGGGUUUUCGCAGAUGUUGAAAUUGGAGCCCCACUGACAUAUGAGACUGUUGUCCGCGCUACUGGGAAUUUCAAUGCUAGCAAGCUCAUCGGCAACGACGGCUUUGGCGCGACAUACAGAGCCGAGGUGGCACCAGGAGUUCUUCUGGCAAAAGAGGCUUGCUAUUGGGAAGCAGCAUGGCGUCACUCUCUUGGGGUACCACAUCAGCGAGUCGGAGAUGUUUAUGAUAUACAACUAUCUGCCAGGUGGCAAACUGAAAAGAUACGCAUUGUUAUUGGGGUGCUGCUGAUGGUGCUGUCACCGAUUGGAGGACUCCGGCAGAUGAUUCUGAAAAUCAAGACUUACAAAUUCUACCAAGACUACCCUGGUUGA
This is a messenger RNA of Miscanthus lutarioriparius, 951 nucleotides long. NCBI's taxonomy places the organism in Eukaryota, Viridiplantae, Streptophyta, Magnoliopsida, Poales, Poaceae. The record is from the annotation of a GenBank genome assembly.